ACUGUACGUGAAUUGAAAGAAUUUGAACUGGUUUUUAUUCAAGUUACGUUAGUGGCCAGCAGCGUACCACAAGCGAUGCAAGGCACGGAGAGGUUUGGUAUGUUUAUUGGAAACUAUCUAUUCGCCUCCGGUCAGGUCGUUCGGGCUGCGGAUUCCACAUAAAAGGAGACGCCCAUGAAGGCUUGGCUAUUAGGCCAAACGUCUCGUUUGUGUUGAGUGUCUUGCAACCAGUACGUUACAAGAGGAAUUCAAUACAAAAUGAGAGGCAUUGUGCUUAUCACUGCUGUGUUAUGUGGGGUGACUCUGGUUUGUGCCAGUAUCGGGACCCGUCAACCCGAAGAAAUGAAUGAGGAAGCUUUAAUGAAAUUGGCUGAGAUUUCUCAACAACUUGAAAGCUCGAUGUACAACUUGACAAGAACCCCAACCGAUCUCCCAAUCGGAACGGCUUGUGUGCUUUCUUCUGACUGUGGGACGUUCCUCGAUUGCAUCAACAUGGUUGACAUAGCAAAUGAUUACAUGACCGCCACUGGUCACAUGAACGAGCAGGAGACAAUCUUCAGCAAAGCAAACAUCCGAGGCAAAGAAUGCGCCAUGAAUCAAGAGAAGAUAUUUCAGAACAUGCCACGAGAUGAAGCUUUGCAGCUUAUCAAAGAAACGCUUGAGGAACUCGACUUUUUCCUUGGCACCUACGACGAAAUUGGCCUCAAUCUACGUGAGCAAGUCGGAACCGCUAGGUUAAAUUUCACCAACGACAUUGCUGUGCCAGCUGCAAGAUCAUCGAACACCGCCACAACCAACACGCUUUCGCCGUUGUUGCUUAUGUUGGCUCUUCGGGGAUCUGGAUCUUCAUCCCUGACAUCCGGUAACUCCGCUCUUCUUCUCGUCGCUUUGAUGUCCCAACAGCAACAGGGAACAACAGGCACCGGCACUGGCACCACUAACAAUGUUCUCUCCAACCCGUUCUUGCUCUAUACUCUGCUCGGAAACCAAGGAACCUCUUCCAGCGGCAGCAACAACAACAUUCUCCUCUACUCGUUGCUUUUGUCUCCAGGUGGUUUGGGAGGACAAGCAUCAACAACCGUCGAUCCAGUUACUGGACAGCUAGUGCCAUCUACGUCAUCAAGCAUGAGCAGUUUGUUGCCACUUCUUCUUCUCGGAAACCAAGGAUCAUCUGGAAGCAGCACCGGUGGUUUGGACACAACCACACUUCUGUUGCUUACCAUGAGCGGAGGUUUGGGAGGAUCUGGAACUGGUACCGGAUCAACUGGUGGUUUGGGAGGCAGCGGUGGACUCUCCAGCAUUCUUCCUCUUCUUCUUUUGACUGGCAACAGCAGCUUAUUGGGAGGUGGUUCAUCUAGCAACAGUCUCUUGCCUCUUCUUUUGUUAAGCGGAGGUGGUCUUGGAGGUCUUGGAGGACAAACAACAACAAUUGACCCCGUUACUGGUCAACCAGUGCCAUCUACAGCAUCAAGCAUGAACAGUUUGUUGCCACUUCUUCUUCUCGGCAACACUGGAUCAUCUGGAAGCAGCACCGGUGGUUUGGACACAACCACACUUCUGUUGCUUACCAUGAGCGGAGGUUUGGGAGGAUCUGGAACUGGUACCGGAUCAACUGGUGGUUUGGGAGGCAGCGGUGGACUCUCCAGCAUUCUCCCUCUUCUUCUUUUGUCCGGCAACAGCAGCUUAUUAGGAGGUGGUUCAUCUAGCAACAGUCUCUUGCCUCUUCUUUUGUUGAGCGGAGGUGGUCUUGGAGGACAAACAACAACAACCAUUGAUCCCGUCACCGGACUUCCAGCCCAAGGACAAUCUAACAGCAUGCAGCAGCUUCUUCCACUUCUUCUGUUGACGCAAAACCAAGGAACAUCAUCAACGGGAAGCAACAACAACAGCUUGCUUAUGAUCCUUCUGUUGUCUUUCAUGCAACAACAACCAGCCCAGCAAACUGGUUUAUCGGGUGGUUCCUUAGUUGGUUAACACUUUAUCAUUUUAAGUUAUAACCGAUAAUAUGUUAAUUAAAUUCUGAUUCGUGCGACGUAGAUUAUAUUUCUCCAAAGUUUUAAACAUAAUUUUCUCUUAAAAACUAUCGUAUUCUCGUCAUCUGCAAAAAUGCCAAACAUAUAUUGGAACCCAGACCUUAAAAGGUGCCACGCUAAAUUGACAUGAUGUCUUUUUACGCAGAGGGAUACAAGUUUGGUAUUGUUGCUUUUGAUUUUUAUUUGUUAUUUUUUUGUGCUUUUCGUAUUCGAAACGUGCGCUUUUACGUUCAAAGGCAAUAAAAAUAAACGUUUUAUUAACAGUG
This is a messenger RNA of Ciona intestinalis (vase tunicate), 2299 nucleotides long. The record is from RefSeq and is a predicted model, not a curated record. NCBI's taxonomy places the organism in Eukaryota, Metazoa, Chordata, Ascidiacea, Phlebobranchia, Cionidae.